This is a messenger RNA of Tetrahymena thermophila SB210, 312 nucleotides long. RefSeq lists its product as hypothetical. The transcript has 2 exons. NCBI's taxonomy places the organism in Eukaryota, Ciliophora, Oligohymenophorea, Hymenostomatida, Tetrahymenidae. The record is from RefSeq and is a predicted model, not a curated record.
AUGGCUAACUAGGAAGAUAUUACAUUAAAAAAGUUAGAAGAAAAUAUAUUAGUUAUUCAGCAAUAAAGGGAUGCCUUAUAAAAUGAAAUAUUUAAUGAAGAAAGAGAACUAAAUGAGAUGGAGAUGGAAUUAAUGAAUAUGCAAAAGGAAAGAGAUUAUUUAACAAAGCUUGUCAACGAAAAGUAGUAAGCAGUUGAUAAGUACGAUUAAAUGAUUGCUCAUUCAGAAUAAGCUUAUGAUAAACUUAAAAAUAAUACAGAGAAGCUUUAUACUACUUUAAACUCCGAGUUUUAAAAGUUUUAAAAGCAGUGA